UAUGGUAGAAACCUCGCAGAGUGACGCACGUGAAGCAGUAGAUAGCGCAGUGGUGCGGAGCCCCCACCCUGCCCUGGCUGCUGCCCGAUAACACAGAGCAGGGAAACAACACGACCACCGAGACCUUAACCAUCACGACACGUUCUCUACACACGGCAGGACAUUUUUUUUCUUUUAUUCACCAUCCGUUUCUGCGUUUUGGUGAUGAUAAAAUGGUUGAUUAACGCCUGCUGUGAAUCUACGCUGUAAAGUCCCCUCACACUCUGGAUUUUCAGGGAAUUCUCUAAAAUUCAGCUCGACAGGCUGCGAUGCUCUCAAAGAAGCAGAAAGAGCUCAUUGCAGAAAUAUGGGGAAGACUGACUCCUGUGGCAGAUGAUAUUGGAGCAGACGCGCUUCAUAGGAUGUUUGCCUCUUAUCCUGGUACCAAGACCUACUUUUCCCACCUAGACAUCAGCCCUCGCUCCGCUCACAUGCUCUCUCACGGGAAGAAGAUUGUUCUGGCGAUAGCAGAGGGAGCCAAAGACAUCAGCCAGCUGACCAUCACCCUGGCUCCUCUGCAAACCCUGCACGCCUACCAGCUCCGGAUAGACCCGACAAACUUCAAGCUCUUCUCACAGUCUAUGCUCGUCACCCUGGCCUGUCACAUGGGGGAAGACUUCACACCAGUUGCACACGCAGCGAUGGACAAGUACCUGUCAGCGUUCGCAGCCGUACUCGCCGAGAAAUACAGAUGAGACCCAGCCACGUAUAUAUGAACCAUUUAUGAUGCUAUAAGAUGUGAUUUAUUUAUGUAUGUGUCGUUGUCAUAAUGCAAUAUUUUGUCUUAAUAAAAUGUGCAAUUAACACUUUUCCUAUUGUGUUGUAUUACCAUAUAAAAUAUCAUAGGACAUUGCAUGAUUUAUCCCAUUUAUUACCAAUGACUUACUGCUGCCCAUAUUCAAAGCAUACUAUAAAUAAAGUGUAUAAAAUGUGUAAAUAGGCCUUUCUCACAGCAGCCAUUUGGACAUGCCAUGGCAGGGUAAACACAGGUGUAACUGAUGACAUUUAUUAUGGCCCUGUUCCGUUUAUGUGGGCCAUGGCCUUGGUGCUGCGCAUGUCGGCUGAGUGGAAUGACUGUGACCCAAAAUUGCAAUGGUGCCAUGAUACUUUUUUAUCAAUUACACCUGUGUUUAUCCUGGCUGCAGUGAAAAAGGGCCUAUCGACAUUUGUAUUGAUGAAGGCGCUUGCUAAAUUCCGAAAUAAUGCAAAAAAAUAUACAAAUGAAAUGAAUGGUUUCAAGUCUAGUUUUUUUGUUUAUUUAUUGCUCCACACUCUGGUCCAGUGGGUGGUGGUAAACACGCUAAUCAUAGAUCGUAUAUAAGUAGUGGACAAGGUCAUCGGGACGUCACCCAUUGGUUUGUGGACUGCCGUAUUGAAGCCUCGAGUUGGGCGUUUUGGCCGUCGCCAUCUUGGCUUUUUUUGCAACCAAUGGAACGGAAGUUACCAUAUUUGGAUUGCACUGGAGUGACGUAGUGCUUUGGUGUACCGCUCUGGUAGUGGCAGCGACCUGUCAAUCACAGUAAGCCCGCCCUAUAAAGCAUACUAUGUGUAGUUAUUGUCUGUGUAGUUGUAUAGUAUGUGUAUUUAUUGUCUGUGUCUGUGUAGUUGUAUAGUAUGUGUAUUUAUUGUCUGUGUAGUUGUAUAGUAUGUGUAUUUAUUGUCUGUGUCUGUGUAGUUGUAUAGUAUGUGUAUUUAUUGUCUGUGUAGUUGUAUAGUAUAGUAUGUGUAUUUAUUGUCUGUGUCUGUGUAGUUGAGCUGCUGCAACACUUGAAUUUCCCCCAUGGGGAUCAAUAAAGGAAUAUAAUAACUCC
This is a messenger RNA of Anoplopoma fimbria (sablefish), 1850 nucleotides long. RefSeq names its product Hemoglobin subunit alpha-D-like (gene hbae4). Bases 309 to 734 code for a protein of 141 amino acids. Gene Ontology annotation, biological process: oxygen transport; hydrogen peroxide catabolic process. Gene Ontology annotation, cellular component: blood microparticle; haptoglobin-hemoglobin complex; hemoglobin complex. Gene Ontology annotation, molecular function: oxygen carrier activity; peroxidase activity; heme binding. The transcript has 3 exons. The record is from RefSeq and is a predicted model, not a curated record. NCBI's taxonomy places the organism in Eukaryota, Metazoa, Chordata, Actinopteri, Perciformes, Anoplopomatidae.